CGAUAUCGGCACUCGGCACGCUUUUUUCUGACCCCAAUGGCCAGCAACUGGUGACUGCGCAGUAGUAAGCCAGCCAUCCACUUGCUAUGAUCUGGGUCCAUGUCACCUUGUUGCUGGGCGCCUUCUGCUGCGGCUACUUGUUUGGCCGCAAGCGCCGUGCCUCCGGGGAGAACGGCAACGAGAAGGAGAAGCUGUGCCCGCGGAGGCGUAGCGAGUCGGUCUUGAGCGACCGGGAGGCGAUCCUGGAAUUGGAGCCUCAAACAGGAGGGCAGCCUGCGCUUGGCACGUCAAGUCACCGGAGGACCGUCAAGUCACCGGCCCGGCACCGGUCACGCGGUGCGGAGAGGGACGACAGUUCCUCGGUGAGCUUCGCCAGCUCUGAGGACGUGGCCAAGAUCUAUGGGCUGGGAGGGUACAGCCAGUCCAGCCGCGUCCUAUUGUGCAUGGUGGGCCUGCCAGCACGGGGGAAAUCCUACAUCACCAAGAUGCUGAUGCGCUAUCUCGCGUGGAGCGGCUUUCCAGUGAAGGCCUUCAACGCCGGCAAUGUCCGGCGGCAAACCGGAAACUGCAGCGCCUCGGCGGAGUUUUUCAGCGGCUCGGAGAGCGCCACGAAGAUGCGAGAGCAGAUCGCAGAUGAAUGCAUGCAUGAGGCCAUUGCAUGGCUUCGGAUGCACAAGAGCGUUUGUGUGGCAAUUUUUGAUGCAACCAAUACCACCACGAGGAGAAGGCAGCGGAUCAUCGACAAGUGUCGACAAGUCACCGGCAUCACCCCGGUCUUCGUCGAAAGCAUUUGCGAGAACAAGGAGAUUUUGGAGAGAAACUAUACCCUGAAGUUGAUGAACGAUGACUACAGGAAUAUGGAUCCCGUCAAGGCUCGCUUGGACUUCGUCCGGCGUGUGGAGGAGUACAAGUCGAGAUACCAGACUGUGACGGAUCAAGAAGAUGAUGGGGAGAUUUGCUACGUGAAGCUUUACAACGUUGGGCAGAAGGUGGAGAUGCAUCACUGCUCCGGCUACUUGAUGAGCCAGAUUGGUUUCUUUCUCUCCAACAUUCAUAUCCAGCCCCGAUGCAUUUGGCUCACCCGCCAUGCGGAGAGUGAAGAUCAGCUUUCAGGCAUCUUAGGGAGUCACAGCUCGGACCUCACCUUGAACGGCCGGAACUACUGCCGCGAGCUCGCCAGCUUCCUCCACCGCUGCCGACGCGAGAUGGAGGAGUCGGGCCAUGUGGAAAGCUGUGGCGACUUCUUGGUCCUCAUGGGCACUGCACCGGUGCACUACUCCACACUGCAAUCGAUGAUCAAGAGCUCAAGCUCAAGCCUUUGCUCGGAGGGGGACCCUUCACCUUCCUCAGCAGGCGCCUCGUCCCCGCCCACAGCGGUCAACUGCAAGGGCUUCCAGGCCAUGAGCAGUUCCCUCCUCAACGAGUUGGACGGCGGCGUUUGCAAUGGCCUGAGCUAUGCGGAGAUCAAGCGCGACUACCCAGACCUCUGGGCCGCACGGGAGCGGGACAAGCUCAACUUCCGGUAUCCAAAUGGAGAGUCCUAUCAGGAUGUCAUCGGACGCCUGCGGCCCAUCAUCAUCGAGUUGGAGCGUCAGAGGCGUUCCAUUUUGGUCAUUUCCCACCUCGCCGUGCAGCGCUGCUUGUACGCCUACUUCACCGGCACGCCCAUGGAGGAGAUUCCAUACCUCAACAUGGACAUGCACACCGUGGUGGAGCUCCAGCCGGGCGCCUUCGAUUGCCAGGUCCGCUCCGAGAAGCUUUGGGACACCUCGCCCGAGUGUCCCACCCCCUUGCGCUGAGCACGGUAGCCUUGUGCCGUCCUUGGGGAUGUCGGUGCAAAGAAAGUGGUUUCAGAGAGAAAGAGAGAGAGAGAGAGAGAGAACUAUACCCCCCCUGGAACCAAUAAUUAGGAUCCAC
Durusdinium trenchii is the source of this 1917-nucleotide messenger RNA. NCBI's taxonomy places the organism in Eukaryota, Dinophyceae, Suessiales, Symbiodiniaceae. The record is from the annotation of a GenBank genome assembly.